CUUUAUAUGAAAGAACAGAGAAGAAUGCUCUGAUUGGAAUUUGAUGGUUCUUCAUAUUAUUUCCCAAUGAAUCUUACAACAAUGAACCAAAGCGAUGUCUGUCAGGAAUAUUCAUGUCCAGAGAGAUCUGUUUCUUUUUCUGUCUAUGUGAUUCUGUAUGCGGCUGCAGCAGCUGUGUCUCUUCUGACCGUGUGUGGAAACCUGCUGGUCAUCAUCUCUGUUAGUCACUUCAAGCAGCUCCACACACCUGCAAACAUCCUCAUCCUCUCUUUGGCUGUGUCUGAUCUUCUAGUUGGAGUUUUUGUGAUGCCACUGCAUUUGUCUUGGGUCAUUGAAUCAUGUUGGAUUUCUGGACCACUGAUGUGCGCUGCUUUAAAAAUUGUGAAUAGUCAAGCAACAAGUGUGUCUGUUCAUACUGUGGCUCUGAUUGCAAUUGAUCGGUUUUUGGCUUUAAGUUCUCCUUUUCUUUACUCUGAGAAGAUCUCACCCACUGUCACCUGCAUAGCAACUUUAUUUAACUGGCUGUUUUCACUCCUUUAUAACUUUACUCUUCUUUUUGUUAAUGAAAACUUCAAUGAUGUCACAUGUCCAGAAAUAUGUAUUGUUAUUAUAGAUGUGGUUUCGUCAUUUAUUGACCUCAUAGUUGUGUUUCUUAUGCCUUGUACAAUCAUUAUAAUAUUAUACACUCAUGUUUUUGUCAUUGCUAAGAAACAUGCGACUGCUAUAAGAGCUCUUCAGAUUCACAACAGAACAGGAUCCUCCAAAAACAGAGUCGGUGACAAAUCAGGACAAAAAGCUGCCAUACUGCUAGGGAUUCUGGUCGUUGUAUUUCUUCUGUGUUUACUGCCGUAUUUUAUUUGUACUUUAGUGAUUCCAUACAGUGAUGAUGAUUUGUUUCAUGUCAGAGAUGUUACCGUAACGAUUUUCUUCCUGAACUCCACCAUUAAUCCCAUCAUUUAUGCUUUAUUCUAUCCCUGGUUUCAAAAAAGCUUAAAAUUAAUUUUCACAUUUAAAGUGUUUAAUAAAGACUCAUCCUUGAUGAAUGUGCUUUAA
Messenger RNA from Carassius auratus (goldfish), 1053 nucleotides. Its product is annotated as trace amine-associated receptor 13c-like. Lineage: Eukaryota; Metazoa; Chordata; Actinopteri; Cypriniformes; Cyprinidae. Gene Ontology annotation, cellular component: membrane. The record is from RefSeq and is a predicted model, not a curated record. The transcript has a single exon. Gene Ontology annotation, biological process: G protein-coupled receptor signaling pathway. Gene Ontology annotation, molecular function: trace-amine receptor activity. The coding region runs from base 67 to 1053 and encodes 328 amino acids.